UCAUCAGUUAUGUGACAUCAUUUAUUCUUAUUUAUAACAGUUGUUGACCUUUCUUUUACUAGGGGGGGUCAGUGGACCCAGAAAAGCAGCUGUAAAUGCUGCAGCAUGUGCAAUACAAACAGAAUUGAGCUGGUGAAGCUAGCUGGCCUCAUUCAGGCUGCUGACAUGUUGGUUAAUGUGGUCCGGCAUCCCCACCAGGGGAACUGCAAAAUCAUCAGGGCUGCUUGUUUUCCACUUGACCUGACAUGUCCUGAAAAUUGGUCUGUUUACUCAAAAAAGAUGUUGCACAGAAGGGAAACGAAGGCCCUGUAACAAAUGUCCAGGUUGUCCUCGGUGGGGGAGGUUGUUGCUUGUGAUCAUCUUUAUGAAUUUCUGGCAAUGACGGUGUGCCAGCGGACUGUUUCACACACACACAGCUAGGUUUCGCAGAGUCAGCGAGAUGAGAGAGACGAGCACAGUGGCAGAGAGAAGACUCACACGAGCAGAUAUGAGAAGUGUUCAUGUGUGAGAGUAACUUGGUGGGCGGAAGCUUAAGGCAGAUAGGGGAAAGAGACUGGAAGAAUAGUGGACACUUCAAGUUGCCGGACGGGCUUUGUUGGAAUAAAGGCAAGAGGCAGAGCCCAGCGCAGAGCAGACAACCUUGUGGACCAGUAGUCGGACCCAGGAUCAGCCCAGCCCUCUCAGAACUGGAGACCCUCUCCCCGCACCGACCCUCACCUCCACCACGUGCCCACUUCAGUGACAUGUACCCUGAAGAGAGCCGGGGGUCUGGAGGGGUAGCCACUGUAGACUUCCUGGAAGCGACAUACGACUAUGCCGCUCCCACCCCUGCCCCGACUCCUCUUUACAGCCACUCCACCCCUGGCUACUACUCCGCUCCUCUGGACUCCCACAGACCACCCUCAGAUGGCAGUCUUCAGUCCCUGGGGAGUGGGCCCGCCAGUCCUCUAGUGUUUGUACCCUCCAGCCCCCGACUCAGUCCCUUUUUGCACCCACCCAGCCACCACUAUUUGGAAACCACCUCAACACACGUCUACAGCGUCCCAUCCAGUCAGCAGUCGGUUCCCAGAGAAGACCAGUGCGGCCCCAGUGACGAGUCUUACAGUCUGGGGGAGUCGGGGGCCGGAGCGGGGGCCGGGGGCUUUGAGAUGGCCAAAGAUACGCGUUUCUGUGCCGUGUGCAGCGACUACGCCUCUGGGUACCACUACGGGGUGUGGUCCUGUGAGGGCUGCAAGGCCUUCUUCAAGAGGAGCAUCCAGGGUCACAAUGACUAUAUGUGCCCAGCAACCAAUCAGUGCACUAUUGACAGGAAUCGGAGGAAGAGCUGCCAGGCGUGUCGUCUUAGGAAGUGUUACGAAGUGGGCAUGAUGAAAGGAGGUGUGCGCAAGGACCGUGGGCGUAUUCUGCGGCGUGACAAACGGCGCACCGGCACCGGGGACCGAGACAAGGCCUCCAAGAACCUGGAGCCCCGGACCGGGCCGGCUCAGGACGGGAGGAAACGCAGCAGCAGCGCUUGUGCAGGAGGAAAAUCCCUGGUGACGAGCAUGCCUCCGGACCAGGUGCUCCUCCUGCUCCAGUGCGCCGAGCCCCCCAUCCUGUGCUCUCGGCAGAAGCUGAGCCGACCCUACACCGAGGUCACCAUGAUGACCCUGCUCACCAGCAUGGCCGAUAAGGAGCUCGUCCACAUGAUCACCUGGGCCAAGAAGCUUCCAGGUUUCCUGCAGCUGGGCCUCCACGACCAGGUGCAGCUGCUGGAGAGCUCCUGGCUGGAGGUGCUGAUGAUCGGGCUCAUCUGGAGGUCCAUCCACUGCCCCGGGAAACUUAUCUUUGCCCAGGACCUAAUACUAGACAGGAACGAAGGCGACUGCGUCGAAGGCAUGGCGGAGAUCUUCGACAUGCUGUUGGCCACUGCUUCCCGCUUCCGCCUGCUCAAACUGAAACCUGAGGAGUUUGUUUGUCUCAAAGCGAUCAUCUUGCUUAACUCUGGCGCCUUCUCGUUCUGCACAGGCACGAUGGAGCCCCUCCACGACACCGCGGCCGUUCAGCACAUGCUGGACACCAUCACAGACACGCUCAUACAUCACAUCAGCCAAUCGGGGGGCCCGGUUCAGCAGCAGUCGAGACGGCAGGCCCAGCUGCUCCUCCUGCUCUCCCACAUCCGACACAUGAGCAACAAAGGCAUGGAGCAUCUCUACAGCAUGAAGUGCAAGAACAAAGUGCCUCUGUACGACCUGCUGCUGGAGAUGCUGGACGCGCACCGCCUCCACCGCCCGGACAAACCAGGUGAGCCGUGGUUCAACGCCGACGGAGAGCCUCUCUCCACCGCCAGCAACGACAACAACAACAGCAGCAGCAGCGGCGGCGGCGGCUUUUCAGGAGGAUCCGGUUCAGGACCCCGAGUCAGCCUGGAGAGCCCGAGCAGAGCCCCCACAGUCCUGCAGUACGGAGGGUCCCACUCUGAUUGCACCCACAUCCUAUGAGACAUAUGAGGUCAUAGAUAUGUGUGGUGCCGAAUGAGAGGGACUUGGGAAUGACACAUAAUGGUUGUAUUUGAAUUCAUUUCAUGAGAUAAUUAUUUAUAAAUUAAGUGAUUUUAUAGUUGUAGUUGUAUAUUUUUCCUUUGCACUACUCCAAUUCACUACAAUAUGAGCGUCAAUGCAGUUAAUCUUUUAGGCUGCCUUUCGUAAUAUCUGUGAUUUUGAGUCGGCCUCUAACAACUUUACAAGUACAGCUUAUUGUUAUCAGAACUGCAGGUGUGAGGUCAUAUUGAGGCGCUCUGUGAGCUUUGAAAUCACGAGCAGAUAAUUUUUUUGUUUGUUUGCCGAGACCAAAGUGCACUUCCUCUGGGCUUUAAGGGGCUAUCGGGCUUUAUUUUUACUUUUACAUAAUAAGGAUGAUUAUGCACUUAACUAUGAUAAAACUGGUUAAAAUAACUGUAAUUUAUUUUGUUUCAAUUCAAAUAUUGUCAAUGACUUAUCAGGUAUUGUAUUUUCUGUGCACAUACAAUUUAAAAAUAAGAUAUAUUUUGGAGGAAAAUCCUACUAAUGAUGAAAUUGUGAAAUUAUCAGUGCCUCAGGAUAUAUCUGUAGAAUUUUGAAUAGCUAAAAAUUGCACGCUUCAAAUUCUAAAACACUGAAUACAUAAUGAAGGAAGCUAAGCUUUAUUGUUGGGAAACUUCCCCCUUUCCACAGCGUGUUCUGUGUAGUUGGUUUGUUCUUUACGCUUACCUGCACCAAAUUGUUUUUCCUGACUGAAAUGUGUUUGUGUGCCAGAGACCGAGCUGUGAGCUCCCAUCAGAUGGUCUGCAGAGUUUUGACGAUGCAGCUGUUCAACAUUGCAAACACUUCAAAGCUACAACCAGUUAUUGUUCAUCCACUAUUUCGGAGAUUACAUGUUGAGUUUGGCUUGAUUUACACACCUCCAAAAAAUUUAACGUAACGUUUUUUAUUUGCUUAAAUGGACGUAAUUUCAUCAGAUUAAGAACAUUUCUGAUGCGGACACGAUAUUCAUUACUGCUUUUAAAAAUGGCCAAAUAGUUCUUGAACGUCUCUCUAAUGAUUAAUAGUUAAAGCUGGUAAUUGUUGGCACUCAGAAAAUGCAGGCAAUUCAAAUGUAUGUUGCCAGAAAAUAAAUAAAUGGAUGUUAGUGACGUUUCAAGUAGUCAAAUUUGGAGUCUGUGCCACUAAAAUAUGGAAAUCCUCCAUAAAGUGAAACAAUUAAUUUUUUGGCCACUUGAGUUGUCAAAGUGUAAGUCCAGUCAAACCCAAACCGACGUGUCAUUUGUUUACUGUGCAUACAAAUAAAAGCAUUCAUGGGGAAAAUAUU
Molecule: messenger RNA, 3825 nt
Organism: Pseudoliparis swirei
Lineage: Eukaryota; Metazoa; Chordata; Actinopteri; Perciformes; Liparidae
Gene: esr1
Product: estrogen receptor 1
Exons: 13
Coding region: 501-2480 (659 amino acids)
Biological process (GO): steroid hormone receptor signaling pathway; regulation of DNA-templated transcription
Cellular component (GO): nucleus
Molecular function (GO): sequence-specific DNA binding; nuclear estrogen receptor activity; zinc ion binding
Source: RefSeq, a predicted model, not a curated record